This is a messenger RNA of Glycine soja, 2146 nucleotides long. Its product is annotated as CBL-interacting serine/threonine-protein kinase 11-like. Gene Ontology annotation, biological process: signal transduction; protein phosphorylation. The coding region runs from base 304 to 1674 and encodes 456 amino acids. Lineage: Eukaryota; Viridiplantae; Streptophyta; Magnoliopsida; Fabales; Fabaceae. Gene Ontology annotation, molecular function: ATP binding; protein kinase activity. The transcript has 2 exons. The record is from RefSeq and is a predicted model, not a curated record.
UGACAUGGUCGACAUGCACAUGGGUCCCACACCACCUCACAACCUUCUGUCUCUCCGAACCUGCCGUACCCCACAACCAAAGAAAAAAAAAACUCAAAAUCCCUCCCAUUUUUUGUUCCCCCAAAAAAACGCAGCAACACCAACACCUCCACCACCCAUUUGCAACGACUCACCAAAAUCGAAUUUUGCAAUCAACCCAUUUCAAUUCACCCUUCCAAUCGUUCAACGCACCCUUCAAUUUCGCUUCCGAGUGAUUCCUCCCCCCAAAUUCAGAAUUAAGGUUCGGUCUCUGGUGGCGCAACCAUGCCGGAGAUCGGCCAGGCGGCGGUGGCUGCGGCGGCGGAUGACACCGCCCUGUUCGGAAAAUACGAGCUGGGCCGCAUCCUCGGCUGCGGCGCCUUCGCCAAAGUCCACUACGCGCGCAACGUGCAAACGGGGCAGAGCGUGGCCGUGAAAAUCAUCAACAAAAAAAAACUCGCCGGAACUGGCCUCGCCGGAAACGUGAAGCGCGAAAUCACGAUCAUGAGCAAGCUCCACCACCCCCACAUCGUGCGCCUCCACGAGGUCCUCGCCACCAAGACCAAAAUCUUCUUCAUCAUGGACUUCGUCCGCGGCGGCGAGCUGUUCGGGAAAAUCUCAAAAGGCCGAUUCGCCGAGGAUCUCAGCCGCAAAUACUUUCAUCAACUGAUCUCCGCCGUGGGGUACUGCCACUCGCGCGGCGUAUUCCACCGCGACCUCAAGCCGGAGAAUCUCCUCCUCGACGAGAACGGCGAUUUGAGGGUCUCGGAUUUCGGGUUGAGUGCGGUUCGGGAUCAGAUCCGACCCGAUGGCUUGCUCCACACGCUUUGCGGAACCCCUGCUUACGUGGCACCAGAGAUUUUAGGCAAAAAAGGUUAUGAUGGUGCCAAGGUUGAUGUGUGGUCAUGCGGCGUCGUUUUGUUCGUGCUCGCCGCAGGUUACUUACCAUUCAACGACCCGAAUUUGAUGGUAAUGUAUAGGAAAAUCUACAAAGGCGAGUUCCGGUGUCCGCGGUGGAUGUCGCCGGAGCUCCGGCGAUUCAUAUCGAAGUUGCUCGACACGAACCCAGAAACGAGGAUCACGGUGGAUGGCAUGACGCGGGACCCGUGGUUCAAAAAAGGGUAUAAAGAAUUGAAAUUUCACGAAGAGGAUUACCAUGCAUCCGGGUCGGGUUCGUUUUUCGGGCCGAAGGAUGAGAGGGUGGUGAAUUUGAACGCUUUUGAUUUGAUAUCUUUUUCUUCGGGGUUGGAUUUGUCCGGGAUGUUUGGGGGGGAGUGGGGGGAGAGGUUGGUGACGCGGGAGCCGCCGGAGAGGGUUUUGGAGGCGGCGGAGGAGGCGGGGGCGGCGGCGGGGAUGGCGGUGAGGUGGAAGAAGGAGUGUGGGGUGGAGUUGGAAGGAUUUAAUGGGAGGUUUGGGAUUGGGGUGGAGGUUUACCGGCUCACGGCGGAGCUCGCGGUGGUGGAGGUAAGGAAGAGGGGAGGCGACGCCGCGGUGAGGGGUGUGUGGGAGGAGAGGUUGAAGCCAUUGUUGCUUGGUGGUGCAACCACGUCGUAUAGUAAUAGUAGUGAGGAUGAACAACAACAUCAAGAAGAAGAACAACAACAUCAAGAAGAAAAACAGGAACAAGAACCUGAGUCGAAGGUUGCCUGUGAAUGAAGUCAAAGGAAAUUUGAAUUGCUUGGGUUAAAUCCAAAAGAAAUUCAAAAUGUACAAAAGUUAAAAAGAAAAGGAAAAAAAAAUGAAAAUUGGCGGGGAAUGGUGUUUGUGUUGCAUAAUAGAAGGAUUUGGAAAGAGGAGAUGGAUGGAGGUUGGAAGGUAGUGAUUAUAUAUUAUUUUAUGUUUUUUUGGUUUUGUAUAUUAUUGAAUAAAAAAAAGGAGUGUAUUAUUAUUUUUAAUUUUUUUUUGAGGGGCUGCAACUGCGAGAGAGGAAGUUGUUGUGGGGAAAUGAAUUUGCUCCUUUAUUCUUCUUACAAAACAUAAUGUGUAUAAUUGAAUGUAAGUCUUGGAAAGCCUUCUCCACAUUAUGGGAGCAUGGUUAAACUUUGUGCUUUUACAGGGUGUGAGGAUUAUGGUUCCUCAUUAGCCCACAUAAUUUUGUUUUGUAUAUCAUUGACUGUGUUUUUGCCUU